AUGUCGCAUAAUAAAGUUGGAAAACUCAGCUUUAAAGGUGAUAAGGUUUCCAAAAAAAAGAAAAAGCGUAAAGCAGAAGAGUCUAUUGAUGAAGACAAUAAUCAUGAAGGUUGGGUUCGUGUUGAAUCACUUGACGAUCUUGUCGGACCAUUAUUCUUUGUAUUUAAUAGUGAACCUUUAUCAUGUCUCUACUGUUCCGAAAAAGAUAAUACAAUUGGAGUACGAAAAAUAUUAUCGAAUAAACAAUUAUUAAAUUGUGAACCGGAGGAAGUAUCACAAGUAUUUGUGGGAGCUAGAAUAGUUGGAGCAAAUGAUCGAAUUUCAUUAAAAAGUUAUACCGGAAAAUAUAUUUCGUCAGAUAAAUUUGGAGUUAUUACCUCGGAUAAAGAAGCUAUUGGACCUCAAGAAGAAUGGAUACCAAUUUUAAAAGAACAUGGAAUUGCUUUACAAAAUAAUUAUGAUCAAUUCUUAAGUGUAGAUGAAAUAGCUGAUGAAGGUGGAUUUAAAUUAAGGGCGGAUGCAGAAACGAUAGGAUUUUGUGAAACUUGGCACAUCAAAUGUCAAGCUAAAUUUAGAAAAAAAGCCAAAAGUGAUAAAAAAGAAAUUAAGAAAAUUGAUGAAGUUGAAAUUGAACAAAUUAAAAAAUUUCAAACGUGGGGUGGAGGCAGAAUAAAAACUACCAACGAAGAUGUUUCAGAAUUAAAGAAAGCAAAGAAAGAGGGAAGAGUUGCAGAAGCUCUUCUUGAUCGUCGUGAAAAAGUUAAAGCUGAUCCAGAUUUUGCUCAUAAAACCGUAGUGAUUACGCUUGUUGUAUUUGGUUUCGUUACAGUAGGUAUGCAGUUAAAUCGAAGACUUGCGAAACGUAAAGAAUGGACUACUCAAAAAGAAUUGGAACAACUUUCACAAAAUGAAAAAUUACCAAUACAGAAUGAUAAUUCCUCUACAACAUAA
Messenger RNA from Diversispora eburnea, 951 nucleotides. Lineage: Eukaryota; Fungi; Glomeromycota; Glomeromycetes; Diversisporales; Diversisporaceae. The record is from the annotation of a GenBank genome assembly.